ACUCUCCAUCUCCAAUGUAAGCCGCACGCCACCCCCUUGCCGCGGACCACCGCACUUCUUAUGGAUGCCAAAUAUGUGGCCAUGAACUAGUCCGCUCCGACCAAAGUCCACAAAUGGUGAAUGGCUUUCCAAAUAUCUUGAACAGCUCAUUAUAGAAAUCUCUGGAACCUUCUCCUCGUUAGUUUUCAUCCACUCCUUGUAACAGACUUUUUUUCGCAGAAACCCAUGUUUGCAUGCGCAUUAUUUCAGUCUCCAGUCACACAGGCCAGCCUGAGAAGUUAACCCCAGAGCCCCAAAUCAAGCCCAGAAUUUCUAUUAUUGUACCUUCAUUUGUUGCUUGAUAAAAUGGCUGAGAGCGAGCCUUGUUAUUAUUCAGUGCUUGGAUUACGUAAAGAGGCCUCGGUUACUGAGAUUCGUGAUGCUUAUCGGAAGCUCGCUCUGAAAUGGCAUCCAGACCGGUGGAUAAAAGACCCUGCAGUCGCUGGGCAGGCGAAAAGGCGGUUUCAGCAAAUACAAGAGGCUUAUUCAGUGUUAUCAAAUAAAGGAAAGAAAAGACUUUACGACGCUGGAAUGUUGGGUUUUCUUGGAGAUGAUGAUGAUGAUGAAGGCUUCUGUGAUUUUAUGCAAGAAAUGCUUUUGAUGAUCGAAAAUGUGAGGUCACAGCCACGGAGGGGUGACAGUUUUGAAGAUCUUCAAAGAUUGUUAAUGGAGAUGAUGACAGACGAUGAAAGACUCAAACUUGAUUUCGAAUGGGAAGCUUGUCAAACCCCUCAAAAAAGAACUCGCAACACCAACUUAUAAUUAUUGGCAUUUUUAGUGCAAAAUUUGUCAAUUGUUAUGCAAUGGAAAAAAAGUAGCCACCUCUUCAUAAAUAAAUCUUGCUUUGCUGCCUCAA
Molecule: messenger RNA, 895 nt
Organism: Hevea brasiliensis (rubber tree)
Lineage: Eukaryota; Viridiplantae; Streptophyta; Magnoliopsida; Malpighiales; Euphorbiaceae
Exons: 5
Coding region: 346-801 (151 amino acids)
Source: RefSeq, a predicted model, not a curated record